AUGGGGCGGCGGCGGGCGCGUGGCGGCGCACGCUGCGGGCCCCCCCAAGCGGGACGCGCGCGCGGGGCCCAGCCCCCAGAGCCGCAGGGCCCGCAGCUCUGGCUCUUCCCCGGCGCCAAGGCGCUGCACGACGCGCUGUCGCGGAAGUGCGAGGCCACGCGGCAGAUGAGCUGCACGCGGGAGCGCCUCGUGGUGCUGGCGCGCGGCGGGGCCGGCGUCGAGGUGCACCAGCUGGUGGCGAGCGGCGGCGCCCGGAAGCCCAAAUGCAUUAAACUAGGGAAAAAAAUGAAGAUACAUUCUAUGGACCAAGGAGUAGAAUACAUGCUGAUUCUAUCCUCUGAUGGAAAACCAUUUGAGUAUAACUAUAAAAUAGAACAUUCAAGGUUUCAAUGUAUUUUACAAGAAAAAGUAAUAAUUCAGAUCACAUGUGGAGAUUAUCAUUCCCUUGCACUCUCAAAAGGUGGAGAGCUUUAUGCAUGGGGCCAGAAUAUGUAUGGCCAGCUUGGAGUGGGAAAAAUAUUUGCCUCUAACCCCAUACCACAGCUGGUGGAACACCUCUCAGGAGUCCCCUUGGUACAGAUUUCUGCAGGAGAAGCUCACAGCAUGGCCUUAUCCAUGUCAGGAAAUGUUUACUCAUGGGGAAGAAACAAUUUUGGACAACUAGGCCUUGGUCACACUGACGAUCAAGAUUCUCCUUCUCUUAUUGAAGCACUGAACAGUCAUACAGUUGAGUUUCUCACCUGUGGUGGUUCUCACACUGCCCUGCUCACAAAGAAUGGGCUGUUGUUUACCUUUGGUGCUGGAAAAUUUGGGCAACUUGGUCACAACUCAACACAGAAUGAGUUAAAACCCCGUUUGGUGACUGAAUUCAUUGGAAAUAGAGUGUCUCAAAUAGCAUGUGGAAGGAAGCACACACUUGUCUAUGUUGCUGGUUUGGGAAAAGUUUUUUCUUUCGGAUCUGGAAGAGAAGGCCAACUGGGAAAUGGUGGAACACGUAAUCAACUAAGACCACGUCCCAUGAGAUCAUCAUAUGAACUCAGAUUUGAAAGCAAUGUUUCAGGAAAGGAGUUAAUAAUGAUUGCUGGAGGAAAUCAUAGCAUUUUGCUCUGGAUGAAAAAAGAGAAUUCCUACGUUAAUCUGAGGAGAAUCCCCACACUGAAUGAAGGGACUAUAAAGAGAUGGAUUGCUAGUGUGGGGACUAAACAAUGGCAGAAUGCAAAAAGGGAAAUCAGAGAGAUAUUUUCAUCCCCUGCUUGUCUAAUUGGAAGUUUUUUAAGAGAAAGGACAGCUGAAGAAUCAAUGUCUAUAUAUUUGGACAUAAAUACAGCAAGAAAUGCUUUUAAGGAGCUUACCCAAAAGGAUUGGAUUACUAACACGAUAACUACAUGUCUCAAGGAUAAUCUGCUCAAAAAUCUCCCAUUUCAUUCUCCACACCAAGAAGCUUUAGAAGUUUUCUUCCUUCUCCCAGAAUUUCCCAUGAUGCAUGAGUGUAACAACUGGGAGAGCCUGGUGGUUCCAUUUGCAGAAGCUGUUUGUAAAAUGAGUGACCAAUCAUCAGGGCUUCUGGAGGGAUAUUGGGCCUCUCUACAAGAUUCCACAUUUAGCGCAUUGGUCCAGAUGUUCAAAAGGGCCGUCAUUUCCCUGCUGCAUUAUUGGAAUGAAAGUGAUGAGAACAACUAUCAUGCUAAAGUUCUUCUUAAAAUGUUGGGAAAACUCUACACGGUAAACCAGACUAUGUUCCAUCUCUCUGAAAAUAUUUUCAAAAUUAAUGAGCUCUCACAUUGGCUUGAUUUUUAUGUAGAUGCUUAUAAAAGGUCCUCUUGGAAAUUGAACUCAGACAGUUCAGUAGACCUCCAGUCUCCAGUCAUAUUCAGUCAUUUUCCAUUUAUCUUUAAUAUUUUGUCAAAAAUUAAACUUCUGUAUGCAGACUCACUUUUAAAAAUACAGGAAAAAAAAAUUAGAGCCUAUAGGCAGUUGGCUGAUGUUUUGGAACAUGGAGGAUUUGAAUUGUCUUUUCUGCCCACCCUUAAUCUAUUGGUCCGAAGAGGUCACUUAAUUGAGGAUGUUUUGAAUCAGCUUAAUAUAUUUGAGAAUGAAGAUCUGAGGAAAGAGUUAUUGAUUUCAUUUACUGGAGAAAUGGGAUUUGGUUUUGGUUUUGGAGGAGUCAAGGCGGAAUUCUUUCAUUGUCUGUUUGAAGAGAUGACCCGGCCAGAGUAUGAAAUGUUCAUCUAUCCUGAGGAGGCUUCCUACAUGUGGUUUCCUGUCAAGCCUAAAUUUGAGAAAAAGUUUUACUACUUCUUUGGGGUACUAUGUGGACUUUCCCUGUUCAAUUGCAAUGUUGCCAAUAUCCCUUUUCCCCUGGCCCUGUUUAAGAAACUUCUGAGCCAAACACCAUCUUUGGAUGAUUUAAAAGAACUGAGUCCUGUUUUGGGAAAGAGUUUACAAACACUUCUGGAUUAUGAAGGUGAUGACUUUGAAGAAGUAUUUCUUAUCUAUUUUUAUGUACACUGGGACAAAAAUGAUGUUGCUUUGAAUCCUAAUGAAAGGUCCAGAAUUGUCAACCAGACUAACAAGAGAGAUUAUGUUUCUAAGUGUGUCAGUUACAUCUUCGACUUCUCUGUAAAGGUAGUUUUAUUGAAGAAUUUCAAAGGGGGAUUUUACAGAGUCUGUGAAAAGGAGAUAAUUUAUUUUUUCCAUCCUGAGAAUAAGGGACGUGAUAUAGGAAGUACAGAUUAUGAUUAAACAUUUGAAAAGAAUGCAAGCUAUAAAGAAGGUUAUGAUAGUUCACACCCCACUAUAGUGAUGUUUUGGAAGGCUUUACAUAAAUUGACACUUGAAGAAAAGAAAAAAUUUCUUGUAAUGUUUCUUACAGGUACUGACAGAAUUCAAAUCAAAGGUUUAAAGAACAUGAAAAUAACAUUUUGUUGUCCUGAAAAUUUGAAUGACAGAGAUCCUAUAAGAGCACAAACAUGUCUCAGUGUCCUCUACCUUCCUAAAUACCCUACGAUGGAAAGAGUGGAAGAAGCACUUCAAAUUGCCAUCCACAGCAAUAGGGGAUUUGGCUGA
Molecule: messenger RNA, 3066 nt
Organism: Suncus etruscus (white-toothed pygmy shrew)
Lineage: Eukaryota; Metazoa; Chordata; Mammalia; Eulipotyphla; Soricidae
Gene: HERC5
Product: HECT and RLD domain containing E3 ubiquitin protein ligase 5
Biological process (GO): regulation of defense response to virus; ISG15-protein conjugation; ubiquitin-dependent protein catabolic process
Molecular function (GO): ubiquitin protein ligase activity; ISG15 transferase activity
Source: RefSeq, a predicted model, not a curated record